AUGGAUACGGUGCCAGGGUCUGUACCGGGCUUGGGAACGCGACGUCAGGACCGCUUUGCAGAGGAGUUGGAAGCCAUUCCCGAGACAAAAGCCCUUGGGCCUCUCUUCAAGUCUUCCAACGACUACGAGCUCACCGACCCUGGUACAGAAUACGUCGUUACGUGCGUGAUUCACACCUUCCUCCACCACCUCGUUCUUCAGUAUGAUGUGACAAAUACGAUGGAGAACCAAGUGCUUGAAGACGUCUAUGUGGAUGUGGAGGUGGCAGACGAUGAAUUUGAGGUGCUUAAUCACCUACCUAUCAAAACUCUACCCUUCAACUCUCCUGCUCCGACAUACGUAAUUGUCAAGCUACCUGGGAAUGCCUCUCUCACCACUUCCUUCGCCAACACUCUGCGGUUUGUCGUUAAGGAUGUUGACGCUGCUGGAGCCAAUGAUGCCGGUAUCACUGAUGAGUAUGCGGUGAGGAUUUCUGGCCUAUUUAACCCUUCAUCGCCUACUACUACUCCCUACAACAAAUAG
This is a messenger RNA of Hydatigera taeniaeformis, 522 nucleotides long. The record is from the annotation of a GenBank genome assembly. NCBI's taxonomy places the organism in Eukaryota, Metazoa, Platyhelminthes, Cestoda, Cyclophyllidea, Taeniidae.